GAUCUCGGAUCAACAAGCUCGAGUUCAUCUCGUGUUCUAGCCUACCAUCAACCCCGGCACCGAGUUACCAACGUGCUUCAUCACCACACUACUUCGACUUUGUUCUCCCCUAUUCUUAAUCUACCUCCUCACCACAACAGUCUCAAUCAGUCAUCCACCAUGUCGACUCAUCUCCUCCCUCACUCUCCCGAGCCUUCCCCGUCCAAGAAGCUCCGAUCAUGUCUCUCUCCUCACCGCCGCUCUGAAGAUCCCAUCGGCUUCCGCCCCUCAUCUGCCAUGUCGUCCUCCAGUGGCUACACUGAGGACUCUAACGGCGAGUGGGUCGAGCGGAGGUCCAAGACUGUCCACUGGAUCGACUCUGAGGACGGCUCCUUUGUCACUAGCUACUUUGACACGUAUGCUGUCGACGAGUAUGACCGCACCCCCCUUGCUCCUCCCUCGGAGCAGGAGCGCGCUUGUGUUCUGCCUGCCCGUGGCUCGCGUUGCCUGUCAUUUAGCGACCUUGCCCACGAGGAAGUCGACGACGAGGACGACUCCACCGACGAAGAAGAAGUUCUCCGCCGCCUCCCGCCCUCGCCCUUUGCUACACCCGAAGAUUCUGAUUCGGAGCGCGAGGACGACGACGAGUGGGACGAAUGUUUUGAGCGCCGCCGCAUGAUGUUUGCUCGCAUGUGCCCUCUCGACAGCGACGCCCAUCCCCAGUUCGAGGGCUACCGCUCCCUGUCCGCCACGCUCGUCUCCCUCCUCCAGUCUGUCCAGGCUGAAUCAGACGACGAGGACGCGUCUGCGACCCCUCGUGCCUCAUUCCAUGAGGGCGAGGAUGACGACACCGCCAGCGAAGGUGACGAUGAGCGCGACGACUUCGUGUCUCGCGACCUGCCCUUCCCCCUCUUCUCGCGCCUGCGCGAGUCGAGCACCGACUCUGACGAGGUUGGCACCCCGAGCCUCAUCUCGAGUGCCGACUCUGACACUGAAUGUUCUGGCCUCAUGAGCCCGCGUGGCUCGGCCGUCGAGUUCCUCCCCUCCACUCGCUUGCUCUCCUCCUCCAACGAACAAGUGCCGUCAACAUGGAAGGGCGUGUCUCCUGUCCGCUACAAUGUUGCCCCCAACGAGCAGGCACUAUCGAUUGAGCUCUAAAGCAUUGACCGCCAGCUCGCGAGCGAGUGAAUGAGGGGCGCCACUCGUUGAGGCCUGGCGCCUUGACCCCCCUCCAACCCCCUCCAACCCCACCCAACCCCCCCACGCCAUCCCAUCCAUCCAUUACUACAUCCCCAUUUGGUCUUUAGCAUUAGCACGGUCCAGUACAUAGCUUUUCUUUGUACUACAGAUGACCCACAUCGGAUAACCCUGCAUGCAGCUGGUCUACACUGUCCUGA
This is a messenger RNA of Cutaneotrichosporon oleaginosum, 1376 nucleotides long. RefSeq lists its product as uncharacterized. The record is from RefSeq and is a predicted model, not a curated record. Lineage: Eukaryota; Fungi; Basidiomycota; Tremellomycetes; Trichosporonales; Trichosporonaceae.